Molecule: messenger RNA, 483 nt
Organism: Durusdinium trenchii
Lineage: Eukaryota; Dinophyceae; Suessiales; Symbiodiniaceae
Source: the annotation of a GenBank genome assembly
AUGUUGCGGCCAUGCAGUGCAAACAUCAAUUCCACCGUGACUGCAUCUCAAGGUGGCUCUCCGAGUGUCGCAAGACCUGCCCACUUUGUGGGAAGGAUGCCUGUUGAUGUCACAUGGACGAAUGUUUCACACAGGUCAGUGCUGCAUCGCUUGCUGCGCUUCAGCGAACGAACAGAUAGCUUUGCUGGAGGUUGCUUGGGUGCAUCCAUCCUGGCCCUUGGUCCUGGCUUGUGUCGCCCUUGUGAUCGGAAGAAGGAAAGGGGGACGGUGCCUCAAAGACCGGGUGGAAGCCUGAAGGGAAGAAGUGGAGGACACAGCCCGACGCGUCGGCCCAAUCUGCCCAAGUGGACUCCGGAUGCUGAAAAAAGGGUCGCUCCAGAGGCCCUUGUGUUUGUGAGAGGAGAAACAGCGCUGUGUGUUCCCCCCGAAAGUGGAGCAAUUCCCAGUUGGAAAGUCAGCACCAAUCAAGGCAUUUGGGACUAA